AUGCGUAUAAAUACUAACCUGAAGACAGAAUCAACCAAAACAACACAGGCACCUAGUCCACCACAUUUUGACCAGAAAGAUCAGCGAGCAUCACUUGAGUCAUGUAGAUCGUAUAAGACCGCUCCAGAUCCAGGAUCUCCUACAGAUGAAGACUCCGACAAUGAAAUCGACCCACGGUUUGACGCACGAUCUCCAUCGCCUUCUCCAUCUUCUAGGCGAGCAAAGGCAUCCCAGGCAAGUAAACCUGUCUCAUUGCAUUCAGCAAGGAAACGGCCCUUGGAGAACUCCAAUCAUUAUGGAACCUCGUCAAAAUUGACAAAAACCUUGAGAGGAAAGCAGGCAGUCAACAUAUCGCGUAAUACAGAGGAUCGGUUCAAAAUACCAACCAUCGACAUGGCACCCUCGCUUCGACCUGAUUCCGGUCCGACAUCCGCAAAUACGUCCUUCAACAACAGCAUUUUCUCAUCACAGGAGACCGCCAAUACUGCAGCGACUUCUUUCGCAUCGUCUAACGGCGACACCAAUGCUUAUGGACAAUCCAGCCCAAGAUUAAAGACGACAAACAGAACGAGCUCUACCACAAUAGACUCCUUGGAUGACGCUAGUUUGAUCCUAGCGGAAAUGCAAUCUGCUAGUUUUCCCCAAAGCGACAGGGUAUGUGAGCAAGACAUCCAGAUCGACCUCAAUAAAAGCUUCUCCCAAGACAGCAACGGGCAAAGCAGAUCUACCUUUGGCUCUGUAGAUGAUGAGGAACUUGUCAAGGUGGCAGCCGUAGUUGAGAAAAAGCAAGAUCGGCCAGGUCCGGGUGUUUGCCUUCAACCCUCUGGGGUCACCACCAACCACCAGCAACACGAUUCUUCAACGGAUAAGAUGCCAUACCACAUACGCGACAUACCCAAGCAGAGUCUCUUCGUGGAAGUGCUUCCAGUGGAACUGAAAAAUAUUCCCUACCAUGUAUUGUUUAUCUGUCUGCGCAUUGCGCUAGAAUACUCUGUUCAAUUGCGAACGAUUGUGGAUGUUGUUGACGACCCAAACAUCUUAACUGACCCACAAACAUUUUGGCACUCCAUUGAUUGUCACUUUAAGAGUUUGGGAAGACCUACAGUCAAAUCACGCGACCCUAAUCGCCUCUGGCAAGCAGUAAAUCGGGAGAAGGAUGGUUUUACCUUCAAGGGAAAACUCAGUUUUAGUUCCAGACGAGCAGACUCAAUCAUGUGUCUCAGGCUACUACCGAUACAAGAAGAAAAGUCCUGUCGGCUACAGCGAAUGUUUGGUUCAGAUCGGUUCCUCUAUCUGGAUUUGCCCGAAUUUAAUUCUUCUAAAACAAAUGGCGUCGUUUACGAUGACAUGGUCAAAAUCAAAAAGAAGUGGCAAGAGUGGUUGCUAACAGAGCACUCUUUUUUGGGACGCAAAUGGAGAGUGUUUCAUAUUGACAACCUAAAAAGGAAGGACAAGUCUCGUCGCGAGAAUAUGCUUCACGACAAGCGGAUCAUUCUAUUUGCCACAGAAGGGGCCGGCAUUAAGCAACCGUAUACAGUGGGCGAAAUGUUGAACAAGUUCUUACCUAUUGAUCUCAACAAAAACCAAAACUUCUGUAAGGCUUUUGCUCGCAUUGAUCUUGGCCUUUCCCGGACUAUACCUACUUUGUGCUUCGAUACAGAGGAAAUCCGGCAUGUGGAUGACAAAACGAGCACAGAUGACCCAGAAGACACACAAUUCAAUGACACAACACUGGACUGGCCGUCUUUCCCAGGCCGUACUGUUAUGGAUGAUGGUUGUUGCGUCAUGUCAGUGGGUGCGGCGAAAAAGAUAUGGGAUCUGUACACCAAGGCUACAGGCGUUACCGAUCCACUACCUAGUGCCUUUCAGGGGCGUAUAGGGGGUGCUAAAGGAAUUUGGGUCAUUAGCGCAGAAAAAUUCACCAAGGAUCCGAUUCACCUGAAGCCCUGGAUCGAGAUCAACAGGAGUCAAUGGAAAUUCGAGCCACCAAACGACCAGUCUCCUCAUCAUCGAACUUUCGAAGUGUCAAACUACAGUUCGACCCCAUCUCCAUCUGAGCUGCAUUCAUCAUUCAUUCCGAUCUUGGCUGAUAGGGGUGUGUCAAAGGAGGCGAUAUCUGAUCUCAUGUCUGACUCUCUUGAAAAAGAGCGCAUAAAUCUACUAGAUGUUCUUCAAGACGCCACAAAGGUGCAUGAGUGGGUUUACCGAAACGGAGCAAACACAAAGGUUCGCGAAACCCCUGGAAGAGCUGGUCAGCCAGCAUCUCUUGAAGAAAAGGUUCUCAACCUACUGGAAUCUGGCUUUGAUCCUCUGACGUUUCCGUAUCUUGCUCAGAAUCUCGAAUCCUUUAUUCAGAAUAGACAUAUAUUUCAAGAGGCUAAACUACGUGUGCCGCUUCAGAAAUCAACGUUCUUGUACGGAGUGGCAGAUCCAUUGGGAGUAUUGAAUCCUGGAGAGAUUCAGAUAUUGUUCUCUUGGCCAUUCGUCGACGAGACCACCAACGAGACAUACUCGGACCUCAGGGACUUGGAAGUCUUAGUCGCCCGCCAGCCUGCUUGUCGCCGCUCUGAUAUUCAGAAGGUACGGACGGUUAUACAUCCCCAGCUGUCUCAUUUAGUAGAUGUGGCUGUCUUUCCCUCCAGAGGUCCUUUUCCCCUGGCUGGUAAACUGCAGGGAGGCGAUUAUGACGGCGACAUAUUCUGGAUUUGCUGGGAGGAUACACUUGUACAGCCGUUCUCCAAUGCUCCUGCACCAGUUCAGUCUCCUGACCCUUCCCUUUAUGGCAUCGAAACAAGAACCGAGAAGCUCAAGAAGAUUGUGGACGUUCGAAAACCCGACAAAGUGGAUGGAUUUUUGAAAAAAGCUUUCGAGUUCCGUGAUCAUUCAUCGCUGCUAGGCCAAGCAACCAUCCUAGCAGAGAGACAGGCCUAUCGCGAAAACUGCGUUCAUUCCGGAACCCUUGAAAAGCUCUACGAUGUGCACGAUCUCCUCGUCGAUGCAAGUAAGCAAGGAUACAUCCUCACUCAGAAAAAUUACAACAGCUCCGUAAAGACAUUAUGUGGCAACCUGAAAGAUCCGGCCUACAAAGUGGCAGCUGAAGCCUGCAAAAAUUUGAGGAUCUCGACAGAUACUCCGAAAUGUCGUGAGAAAAACUACGGUUACAAACCAGACAACGUACUGGACUAUCUCUACUUCGAUGUCGUGAGGGCACACAACAUUGAGACGAUGGAGAAAGUCAAGGAGAUACUUGGGAGCGCUGCUGAACGGGAUGAAGUCUUACUAUAUCCAUACGAAUACCUUCAUGAUGAAGGAACAGCUGUGAUCAGAAAAGAGCUCACUUCUUUGAACGUAAAACUCGAACGUGUGUAUGGUGCGUGGAAUGAAAUAUGGAAAAACACAAAGUAUACGGUAGAGAGUCGGAAUGCUUCAAUCGAAGAAUGCUAUCAAAGUUACCUGGCUAUACAGCCUGAUAGCCCAGACGAUCCUAAUAUCAGGCCAUGGAUGGCACCUUAUCGUCGGCAUGGAUCAUGUCACUGGGACACGGUCAAAGCAUCGGCACUCUACAGCAGAUAUCCGUGGCCCGAGAAAUUGAGGUUUAUCUUCAUGAUGGCCGGAUACACGCUUUCAAAGCUCAAGGCCGAAAGCUUCGAAGGGACCAGAUCCGUGGUACUGCCCAUCCGCGCGAACCUCAAACCAAGACGCAUCAAAACCAUAACCUACGACGAUGAAGUGGACUAUAUGAAUGAAGACGACUACGAUUUUGUUACUGCUCUCGAAGAUCAAUUCGCGGAUCUUGGUGACGUGUAUUGA
This is a messenger RNA of Bipolaris oryzae ATCC 44560, 3810 nucleotides long. RefSeq lists its product as uncharacterized. Gene Ontology annotation, cellular component: nuclear RNA-directed RNA polymerase complex. Bases 1 to 3810 code for a protein of 1269 amino acids. Gene Ontology annotation, biological process: siRNA processing. Lineage: Eukaryota; Fungi; Ascomycota; Dothideomycetes; Pleosporales; Pleosporaceae. The transcript has a single exon. The record is from RefSeq and is a predicted model, not a curated record. Gene Ontology annotation, molecular function: RNA-directed RNA polymerase activity.